Molecule: messenger RNA, 927 nt
Organism: Penicillium brevicompactum
Lineage: Eukaryota; Fungi; Ascomycota; Eurotiomycetes; Eurotiales; Aspergillaceae
Exons: 4
Coding region: 1-927 (308 amino acids)
Source: RefSeq, a predicted model, not a curated record
AUGUCUAGCCUCUUCAAACUUCUUGCAUUCCUUCCAUUGGCGUUGGCCGCUGAUCCUUCAGUCCUUAAUCCUGGACAGGCCAUGAUCUUCAAGGAAAGUGAUUUUGCCGUGAGAAAUGGAAGAAAAGGAAUUGAACUUUCCUUCGAUGAAAAUUGCAUGAGCCUCGACGGCGUUCCCGAGUAUCGGAUGAAUGUUGGGUCAAUUUAUGUUCCUUGUUCGUCUGACUCUUCUCAGGACAACAUGUGCAUAAUUUAUAGCGACAACUCCUGCGGAAAUGAGAUGUUUACCUUCACUCGUCCCCAUGCGAAUUUGUUCAAACAGACCAAGGGCGACGAUGUCGGAAGACAGGUCAAGAGUAUAAAGUGCAUGAUAGCUCGAUCUCCCCUUGACAGGAAGGGGCAUAUUUUCACAAGUGAUCGUCCUUCGACCAAGAGCGCAAGCAGCUGCUCAUAUGAUACUUGUACUAGUGACGAGGCUUGUCGAGCUACACACCCCAACUACAACCUGAGUUGUUCUCAUGAAUCGAAUACUUGUCAGCAGCAGUCUCCGGCUGCUGGGGCUUGUGACAGCCCAAGCGCUGGAUGCAGCCCUGACAGUGUGUGUCGCAAUGGUUUAUGCAAGUCUAAAGGAGAGCUUUCUCCCUGCAUCAACAACAACAACUGCGCUGUCGGUCUUGAGUGCCGCCCGUAUCGUGCCACAGGUCCUUCUGGAGGCUCUAUCGCCGAGAAAGUCUGCAUGAAGGUGGAUGAUGUCCGCGGCAAGCAGUGCUCUUCAAAUUCCCCCUGCGCAGAGCAUAUGAUGUGUAGUCUUCAGAGUGAGGGAAAUGUGUACUGUGAAGGAGAUGGCACCUGUGGACUCAAGGAGUUAAACUGCCAGUCUCACAGCCAAUGUUGCUCCGGAAAUUGCUUGAGUCAAAAGUGUCAGUGA